Messenger RNA from Cantharellus anzutake, 1986 nucleotides. RefSeq names its product Mg transporter. Gene Ontology annotation, cellular component: plasma membrane. The record is from RefSeq and is a predicted model, not a curated record. Gene Ontology annotation, biological process: monoatomic cation transport. NCBI's taxonomy places the organism in Eukaryota, Fungi, Basidiomycota, Agaricomycetes, Cantharellales, Hydnaceae. Gene Ontology annotation, molecular function: monoatomic cation transmembrane transporter activity. The transcript is spliced from 9 exons. The coding region runs from base 397 to 1944 and encodes 515 amino acids.
CCUUAUCUUGUUCUUUCGCUUGUUCAUGUUUAGCACGCAAAGUGUACACGGUGUCCAAAUCAGCUUCUGCCUUGUCAAUGCGAUUCUGCGUGAGUUCUCUGGCCUGUUUCAGCUCCCUGACCAGGGCUUCCAACUCCUCUGUGGAUGGAACACCAGGUGCAUGAAGGGCCUGGGCAUUUGCCAGAAGUGACGAGCGAAAACGGGGGUGGAACCUAAAUCCUACAAACAUGGCUCGGCUAAGGAAUGAGCGCACUGGAGCACACAAGAGUCAAGCUCAGGCGCUAACUGGCCAACGGAUCAUCGGAGAACGGCAAACGCCGAACCGAGGUCACACUUUUAUCAACCGACGGUCACCAGGAAACAUACAUCGGGCUGGGAAGUCCUCCUAGACGCUGUAUGCCGCCUGAAGAUGAUGGAGGGCCCUUGUCCCCCGCCGUUAGGCACCGCCAAUCGUUUUCUGAACCCGACAGCGACAGCGAGAUGGAUUUCGAAGUUGGGGAGAGUGAGGGCGGGGACGUUCGACUAGCCUUAUUGUCUAAGCCAUUGCCUUCUACGCACAAACGCGUCCUCAGCAACUCGCUACGCAGGGAGAAGGAGAGUACUGCAUCAUUAGUGAAAGGAAUACUAAAAGAGGCUGCGCCUACAUUAUUUGCCACAGUAAUUGGUAUGGUGGUCACUGGAGAGCUUUUGGUGCGCAUAUCUACCUGGAGGGUUAUGAGGGUUCUAGAUGAAUUAUUCAUUAUGAUACCGAUGCUCACUAAUAUGAAAGGAAAUCUUGAAAUGAAUCUAAGUGCGAGAUUGUCAACUGCGGCCAACACCGGGGAGCUUGAUAAUGCUCUUACACGUCAAUCUUUAAUAUUUGGCAACCUCUCGCUACUACAGAUACAGGCCAUUAUCAUGUCAACCCUCGCAGCUCUCUUCUCAUUUGCCCUGGGGAAAAUCCUUCCGUCUCCGGAGGAAGGCGUGGUGCCCCUAUCAGCGAACUCCACAACUAUUGCCCGAGGUUUAGCGCCCGUCACGUUCCCACUCACGUGGAGGAGUGUGACACGUCCCACCAAGUUGCCCCUGCAGAAAAGCAGAUCGGGCGCUAAAGAGUUUUUCAAUGUCCUGAGCAUUGCAUUUGCUUCCGCGUCAGCGAGCGCCUUAAUACUGGGCUCUUUCAUGUGCACGGUUGUUAUUCUUUGCAGAAGAUUUGAUCUCAAUCCAGAUAACAUUUCGCCGCCCCUGGCCUCAUGUUUAGGGGAUCUAAUAACUUUAGCUCUUCUUGGGUUCAUGGCCACUGUUAUAACUCUUCCGGCCUUUUCCUGGUUGCCUAUCUCCGCACUAAUCAUCGUUUUUGUCAUCGUAACUCUCAUUGCGUCGGCUUAUACCACACUGCGAAACACUAUUUCGCGCCAACACAUCUCACAGGGCUGGACCCCGCUUGUAUGCGCCAUGGUAGUAUCUAGCGGGGCGGGUCUCGUUCUUGAUAGAUUCGUUACAAGAUGGGAAGGCUAUGGGGCGCUUGCCAUAGUAAUAUCCGGAUUACCAGGUUCUAUUGGAUCUAUCUUCGUGUCACGCUUGUCGACGGACCUCCACGCUGGACCGGCGAUGAUUGCGCAUCCGUCAGGGAAAAAGUACAUUAUCACAUCUAUGACACUGGGUUUCGUUGGCCUGCCUGUUCUGUUUAGCUACCUCGCCUUUAUGUGUGGGGCAGGAUGGCUAGAUGUCCCAGGGGUGUUCCUGACAGUGUAUGUGGUGGUAUUUUGCUUUUCUACCGCUCUCUCUCUGGGACUCGCUUACUUUUUAACCCAGUUCUUAUGGGCGCGGAACUUGGACCCCGAUUGUUAUUGCCUUCCCAUCCAUUCUUCCCUAAUUGAUUUGGCAGGACAGUGUCUCCUGGUUGUUGCAUACCUUGUAUCAAGCGGCCUCGGAGCAGACGUGAAAUUGAAAUUACCUUCAUGAUGUCCUUACCUCACUUAGUCAGAGCGCGAUGGUAUGUGUGUG